GAGUACUCACAUGAGUAACUGAGUACUCACUGAGUAACAAUACUCAGAAAUUGUUAGUAGUACCAAUAUGAGUACUCAUGGACGAAUUAUGAGUAAAGUCGUACUCAUCGUAUGAGUACUUCCACUACGGCGUUCAAAAACAUGACUAAUUUUGAGAGAGCGCCGUUCUGUAUAUUUCGGCAAUGUGCAAAAAUUUCAUUAUCUAGAAUGUGAGGUCUCACAAGUAAAAUUGAUUGAUUUUGUCUAGUUGAAAGCAUCAUCGGGAAGAACCCUUUAUGCCAUUAGAAAACAGCUCGUUGAGCUCUACAAACCGGUAUAAUUUUGAUUUUAAAUGAUGCGUCAUACUUGAGGACCAUCCCUGCUAAGUAGAAUUAGGAAAACUCGAAUGGUGUACGAAGUUCAUGCCAUAUCAUGCAAUAUAUAAGUCUCUACGAAAUUGAAUAGGUUUUCGGACACCCAAUUGAUUUUCUGUCACUGUAUUUAUUUCUGGAACCUGCAAACAGUUUUUCCAGGAUUUAACCAAGAAUGUAAUGCGCAUAAUAGUAUGGUGGAGUGCUCUGUGUACACGGAAGUCGUUUGUCUCUGAGUGACGAUGAGGGUGCCUCUACGUACACAGAGAGCUUUUACUUAAUUACAGAUGAGGUCCACUUUGUAUGCACUGCGGCAGUCUGCGUCAACACGGUUAUUAUGCUGAUUGUGUCGGUUAUGUCCGUGAAGUCUAUUACGGCCAUUAUGCCCAUUUUAAAUCUGUUGCCUAUAUCUUUACAGGAAAUCAAUUUCCUGGAAACUAAUAGAGCGCAUCGAAUUGAUUACCAGGGAUAUCUUUAAUAUAUCUGGCUUAACUUCGAUUUUUUAAGUGUUAAAGUGUGAUACUUUAACUUCAACCGUUAAAGUGUGAUACUUUAACUUCAACCGUUAAAGUAAGGUGUUUUUAAAAUUAGAGUGUCAUAAUUGGGUGACUACUCUUUGAUUCAUUGAUGAGUGAAAAUAUUCGACGGCUGGGACAUUGCGUUUUCGGGUCGUUCAAGGGAAAUCGGAAUAGAUCAUAUUUUAGCGGCGAUCAUAGUAAUUGCUUUCUUCAUUUGGCUUUUCAGGCCCUUUCAAUUCUCCUACGGUUGUUUAAACUCCUUCGCUAUUCAAGAUGGCCUCAGGUAAAGUAGUCAUUCAUCUAUACCUUCAGCGCUCCUCAGACAUGGCUGAAGAACGACACAAGAUGCUCGUGCCAAUUAGUGGCUAUGGACACAUGCACCUUAUUUCUCUAGCGUAAGCUGUGGGGUGCGGAUGUGAGUGAAGCAACUUCGCAUCCUCUUUUUAAAAAUUUCUGCUGAAGAAUUAUCAGUACUCCUCUAUGAAAACUAGGUUACAAUACUCAGUUUUUCGACAUCGUUUCACUGAUGUAUCUUUAUUAGGUCUGCAAGCAAUAAAAAAUUUUGAUCCAGUUAAUACGGGAUUGGAACCCUGUAGUGGUCGUCGUUGCGCCCGAUGCGGCCAAUGCCGUGAUUGGUAUUAUACAGGAGAUUUAGCAAGUUUGGCAUGGCUCCAAAAUUGGAAGAAAUGGUCCAAGAGUGAUUGGGAACGUUAUCGCCAUAAUAAUAUUUCCCAGCGUUUCAAAAAGCGUAUUGAUGCAACAUGUUUUUAUCAUCUUUGUGUUAUCGAUGGUGAUGAUAUUGAUCUUGGUCUUCAUUUUCAUGCUAUUGGUGCGAAUGGUUAUUAUCAUGCUCAUCAAAAUCUUUGUUUGUGUAACGAUAAUGUUCGUAAGUGA
Messenger RNA from Didymodactylos carnosus, 1762 nucleotides. Lineage: Eukaryota; Metazoa; Rotifera; Eurotatoria; Philodinida; Philodinidae. The record is from the annotation of a GenBank genome assembly.